CAAAGUGAGUUUCUUAGAGAUUUUUCCUUUUUUAAAUAUUACUUAUGGGUCUUAAAAAUUGUAUUUUGUAAAUUGAUUCAAACAAAAGAUACGGACUGUGUAAAUAAUUAAUUCUGUGAUCGAAUUUCUUUUACCGAAGAAAUCAAAUAAUAAAUGAUUUAGUGGAAAAGUAACUAGUGUAUUGUUAAAAGUGUCCACUAAUAUAAAUCUAUAUCAAAAUUUGAUAAUUAAAUACAAUGUUGAUGUUACCGUGGUUAAUGUCGGAAAUUCUGGGUGUUGCAUUUCUUAUAAUCGCUGGAUUAUACAUUUAUUAUAAAUUAUUUGUCUUUAAUUUCUGGCGAAAAAAAGACAUCUUUUCUAUGAAAGCUACUUUUCCUACUGGAAAUAUGUUGCCAUUGGUAAUCGGUACAACAUCACUAGCAAAUUUCUUCAAAGAUGCUUAUUUGCAGUAUAAAAGCCACCGCCUUGUUGGUUUAUACAUGCUCUAUAAACCGUUUUUGAUGGUGAACGAACCUGAUUUAAUUCGAGAUGUAUUAGCAAAAGAGUUUUCGAGUUUUCACGAUCGUGGAAUAUAUUGUAACGAAGAAACAGAUCCACUUUCCGGUCACCUGUUUCAAUUACCGGGAAAGAAGUGGAGAAAUUUAAGAGUUAAAUUAACACCAACUUUCACGUCUGGAAAAAUUAAACAAAUUUUUCCGGUUUUGAAAGAAACUGGAGACACGUUGGCGAAAUUUUUAGAGGAUACAGCGCGAUCAAAGGGAACGAUCGACGUGAAGGACGUUUUUGCGAGGUAUUCAGUAGAUAUCAUCAUGUCAGUGGCAUUUGGAAUAACUUGCAACAGCUUUGACAAUCCGGACAAUGAAUUUCGAUAUUGGGGUAAAAAGAUAUUUGAUCCGAAACCUCUUUGGAAUGCUCUUGUUUUAUGGGCUCCACAAGUCUUUGAGAUAUUUUCUAUACCAUAUACCGAACGAGCCGUUACCAAAUUUUUCACUAAAAUUAUUAAAGAUACGGUAAAAUACAGAGACGCCAACAACAUUGUCAGAAAAGAUUUUUUGAAUUUAUUGAUUCAAUUAAUGAAAAACGGAUAUGUAGAUGCGGAUGAAAAUACAAACGGCACGAACGUUACACAAGCAACGCAGAAUAAAUUAACGAUGAUAGAAGCUUCAGCACAGGCUUACGUUUUUUACUUGGCUGGAUUUGAAACAUCUUCGACAACUGUCACUUUCUGCCUCUAUGAAUUAGCAAUGCAUCAAGAUAUCCAGGAAAAACUGCGCGACGAGAUUCUUACGACGAUUAAAAAGCAUGACGGUUUGACUUACAACGCCGUGAAUGAUAUGACUUAUCUCCAUAAAGUUGUUUCUGAAACUCUAAGGAAAUAUCCUCCAGUGCCUGUUCUAAAUCGUAUUUGUACAAAAGAAACAAAGCUGGAUGGAACCAAUGUUUCCAUACCGGAAGGAACACCUGUGGUAAUACCUGUUUACGGGCUUCAUUGGGAUCCUGAUAUAUACCCAGACCCGGAAAAGUUUGAUCCAGAACGAUUCUCCGAGGAAAAUAUCAAGACUAGACAUCCCUACUCUUACCUACCAUUUGGGGAAGGACCAAGGAUAUGCAUUGGAUUAAGAUUUGGACUUAUACAAGUUAAAGUUGGUAUAAUAAGCGCUCUGCAAAAGCACAAAAUAAAAUUUGCAGCGAAUUCGUCGAGCGAUUUGGAGUUUGAGACUGGAACUCUUGUACUAAUGGCGAAGGGAGGUGUACAUUUAACCGUCGAACCAGUAUAAUGAUUCGCUUAAAUUGUACUUUCCGCUCCUUACUUAUGUACUAAAGCAGUCAAGCAUUAGAUGUUAAUUUUACUAGUAUAAUUUUUUUUACAUCCGUUACAUCACGAUUAAAAAGGAAAAUCAAUCGUAACUCUAUAUGCAUUACAAAUUGAAAGUACAAACAAAUAGGAGAGUGUUAUAAUUGCUUGCCUCCUAAUUCUGUAUUACGCCGCGAGCAAUUAUGACACGACUGACAAUGAGUGACAAGUGCAAAGUUACGCGAAAAUCCAAACCGAUUUCCCCGUUGCGGCGCCAUUUACCGAGUUCGGCUUAUGUUCGCAUAAGCCGCACCUUUGCUCCUGGCCACGACAUUCCAUGCUGCGCUUUCACCGACACACCCGUGCAUUCUACGAUCGAUUAUCGAUUCUACGUUUUCGCACGCAUCGAUACUUUUACUGGAAAUUCUAAUCAGGAUUAUAUCGAUUCCCCGUGUGUUCCGUUUUCGCGCUGAAACUUUCGUACGUGUUCGCGCCAGAGCAGCCACCCUAUCGCGUGGGAACAUGCAAUCGAUUAUCGAUGCUCCGUAUCGAUUCGUUAUCACGAUCCAUGGUUGGGGCGACGAACCGGCGGUACGCGCUCCUUCCCUUACUUUCCUCUUUCGCAUAGGCGUAGAACUCGCCUGCUCGGCAGAGUCGAGAGCAAAGUUUAUACGUGUAUAAUUAAUGCAUUCACAUAAUGGAUAACAGAAUU
Messenger RNA from Colletes gigas, 2507 nucleotides. RefSeq names its product probable cytochrome P450 6a20. The transcript is spliced from 6 exons. The record is from RefSeq and is a predicted model, not a curated record. Lineage: Eukaryota; Metazoa; Arthropoda; Insecta; Hymenoptera; Colletidae. Bases 237 to 1778 code for a protein of 513 amino acids. Gene Ontology annotation, molecular function: iron ion binding; monooxygenase activity; heme binding.